This is a messenger RNA of Phytophthora infestans T30-4, 797 nucleotides long. RefSeq lists its product as uncharacterized. Gene Ontology annotation, molecular function: cullin family protein binding; ubiquitin conjugating enzyme binding; ubiquitin-like protein binding. The transcript has 5 exons. The record is from RefSeq and is a predicted model, not a curated record. NCBI's taxonomy places the organism in Eukaryota, Oomycota, Peronosporomycetes, Peronosporales, Peronosporaceae. Gene Ontology annotation, cellular component: ubiquitin ligase complex. Bases 216 to 797 code for a protein of 193 amino acids. Gene Ontology annotation, biological process: positive regulation of ubiquitin-protein transferase activity; protein neddylation.
GAAAAACAAAGAAGAGAGCGCCACGUAAAAUGUCGAGCAAGUUCCUGAACGACAAAAAGAAAAAGCUACAGGCGUUCAAGAACACGACCAAUGCCACUGACUCGAUGGCCAAAUCGUACCUAGAAAAGUUCAGCUGGGACCUAAUGCGUGCUGUUGACGAGUUCUACGCCAACGGCGGCGAAAGUAACGCACCAGUGAGAAAGACGACGGUCUCCAUGGAUGCGGUGAACGCGUGGUUUGAUAGCUAUAUAGACCCCGAUGACGACGAAGACACGAUCAAUGAGGAAGGCAUUCUUAAGUUUUGCGAAGACAUCGGCAUAGACCCUCAGGACCUGGUGGUGUUGGUGAUCGCUUGGAAAAUGCAAGCAGCCUACAUGUGCGCGUUUACGCGUAAGGAGUGGCAGAAGGGCAUGCAAGAGAUGGACUGCGACUCGGCCGCCAAGCUGAAGGCGAAGAUUCCGCAGCUGCGCGAAUCCAUCGCGAGCGAGAGCGAGUUCAAGAAGUUCUACUGCUUCUGCUUCGGUUUCUCCAAAGAGCCUGGCCAGAAGAGCCUCAGCAUAGACAUCGCCGUGGCUAUGUGGGAUCUGCUUUUGCCUACGCGCUUCGAAAAGCUCACAGCGAGCUGGCUGGCGUUCCUGGCCGAGAAGAAGCCCGUCAAGGGCGUGACUCGCGACACGUGGGACCUACUCUUCGACUUCUUCGCAAAAGUGCGCGAGUCCUACGACAACUACGACGAGAACGAGGCCUGGCCCGUGCUCAUCGACGACUACAUGAUGUGGAUAGACAGCAAGAAGUAG